AUGAGGAGCAGUGGUGUUGCCCUGGUGCUUGCCCUGGCCGUGGCAGCAUGUGUUACUUCUGUGGAGAGGAAGUGUCAGCUCAGUGGGCUGUGGAGGAAUGAGCAGGACUCACUGAUGGAGAUUUCGGCGGUGGGAGACGACGGGGGCUUCCAGGGGAACUACCUGACUCGGGUCACCCUUGCUGGUGGCUGUGCCUGCGCCUCCCCCCUGAAGGGUGCCCAGCAGCAGCCCAGCGAGGGGGGUUGGCCCACCUUUGGCUUCACUGUGCGCUGGGACAAGUUCUCCAACGUCACCACCACCUUUGUGGGGCAGUGUUUUGUGGACAAGGGCGGGAAGGAGACACUGACCACCAUGUGGCUGCUGCGCGAAGCUGUCGGGUCCCUCCAGGAGGACUGGAAAGCCACCAGGGUGGGCAGAAAUGUCUUCACGCGCAAACGCACUCGAAAAGGAAAGAUCCUGCCGAGCUUGUCCCCAUUCUGCGAGAAUGUGGCUUCACCUGACCUGUGA
Molecule: messenger RNA, 507 nt
Organism: Mesitornis unicolor (brown roatelo)
Lineage: Eukaryota; Metazoa; Chordata; Aves; Mesitornithiformes; Mesitornithidae
Product: avidin-like
Exons: 4
Coding region: 1-507 (168 amino acids)
Molecular function (GO): biotin binding
Source: RefSeq, a predicted model, not a curated record